AUGGGUCACGAAUCUACUGUAAUGUCUACCCAUAGCAAAAGUACCGGGCUACCACGGAAGAGAUUUUAUCGUGCGAGGGCACAUAGUAAUCCACUUAGUGAUUCCCAUUUUCCUGUUCCUAUAGCCCCUUCCCAAUUUGAUUACGCCAGUCAUUAUCCUCAAAUUUUUGGGGAGACUGUUGAAACAAGCUGUCAGAGAAAGAUUGAGUUUGCUGACAUAGGUUGUGGUUUUGGGGGCCUCUUAAUUAGCCUGGCGACACUUUUUCCUGAAACUCUUAUGAUUGGAAUGGAAUUGAGGGAUAAGGUGACAGAGUAUGUCAAGGAAAGGAUAUUAGCUUUGAGAACUGGCAAUCCUGGUCAGUACCAGAAUAUUUCAGUUGUUCGGACGAAUUCAAUGAAGUACAUCCCGAAUUACUUUGAAAAGGGACAGCUUAAAAAGAUGUUUUUCUUAUUCCCAGACCCUCACUUCAAAGAAAAGAAUCAUCGUCGCCGUGUCAUCAGCACAUAUUUGUUGGACGAGUAUGCUUAUGCUCUUGCUGUUGGUGGAAUUAUAUAUACGAUUACAGAUGUGGAAGAACUAGGGGAGUGGAUGAAAUCUUGUUUGGAGAGUCAUCCAAUGUUUGAAGCUCUCACGUCGCAAGAAUUAGAAGAUGAUCCAGUUGUUAAGCUUUUGACUACUGCUACAGAGGAAGGACAAAAGGUUGCACGAAAUGGGGGUAAAACCUACCAAGCUAUUUUUAGGCGCAUAGCUCAACCUGCACACUGA
This is a messenger RNA of Oldenlandia corymbosa var. corymbosa, 765 nucleotides long. NCBI's taxonomy places the organism in Eukaryota, Viridiplantae, Streptophyta, Magnoliopsida, Gentianales, Rubiaceae. The record is from the annotation of a GenBank genome assembly.